AUGACAAGCGCUUGCAUUUGGCAAGUAUCUUCCGAAAGUGGAAAUGAAAGUAGUUUUCCGGCUUUGGAGUCUUCCUCGAGCAGUGAAUCAUUGGCUACUUUUAGAGCCGAAAUAGCGGCCAAUAACGAAGCUGAGAUUUAUGCUCGCAUACAGAGUCUCCAGAGCCGUGAUUACUACGACCUUCCUCCCCAGAAUAAUCCCGGGAAGUAUGAUGGGCUUGUUCACAAUAACUUCGAGCAAGCUAUUGAUGUGCCCCAUUAUAGGGCCAUACUUGAUAGAGAAUAUUUUGAACUCACAGUAUUAGAAAGAAAGGGUCUAUUGCAAGAUAGGCUCUUCGAUCUUAUGUUUGGUGAGCAAAAGAUUUAUCGUAUCAUGGAACUUUUUCCAUUUACGAAUAUAAGGGCGGAGGCGUACGACUUGCCAUGGGGAGAUACCGUCAGUGAUCCAUGGAUCUCCGAUCGGGAAACCGUAUCCAAGAUCCGUGGCUAG
Messenger RNA from Lactuca virosa, 489 nucleotides. The record is from the annotation of a GenBank genome assembly. Lineage: Eukaryota; Viridiplantae; Streptophyta; Magnoliopsida; Asterales; Asteraceae.